ACAACCAUCAUGGACAAAAUUCUGCAAAUCAACUCGGCUUACGCUCCGCAGAUCUCCGGCGGCCGCUUCAUUCGCUACGGAGACAUCGCCGAGUCGCUGAUGAGGAACGCCAUGAUCUGUCCCGGCGACGGCUGCUUCUGGCCCAAGGCGAGCGAUGGCUUCGUCUACAUGCCGUUCACGGUGUCGCCCGUCUACUCCCCGUCCGAGGUCCGAGCCAUCCAGCGCGCCAUAGCGGACGUCGCCAACAGCACCUGCGUUCGGCUCGUGCCGCGCACCACGGAGGUCGACUACCUGAGCUUCCAGAGCCUCGACGGGUGCUGGUCCUACUUCGGCAAGACCGGCGGGGAGCAGGCGGUGUCCCUGCAGUCGCCCACCUGCCUACUUAAGGGGGUCGUCAUUCACGAGAUCAUUCACGCCCUCGGCUUUUACCACGAGCACAACCGCAGCGACCGCGACAAAUACGUGAAGGUCAUCUGGAGCAACGUGCAGCCAGGGGAGGAGGACCAGUUCAGCAUCCUGCCGACGAACAACCUGAACACCAAGUACGACUACGGCUCCAUCAUGCACUACGGCAGGUAUGACUUUGCUGUCAACCCGUCGAUACCCACCUUGGAGCCCAUUCCAGACCCUUCUGUCAGAAUGGGCCAGCUGAGCGACAUGAGUGCCACCGACAUCCUGAAGAUCAACCGGCUCUACGGCUGUGGCGGUUCCUCAAAUAUGGAGACGGUGGUCCAGACUUCACCGACCACGACGACACACAGCACCACCACCACCAAGCCCACCACGAAGGCUGCUCCAAGCUGUGCCAACGUGGUCCUGACAGCCCCAUUUCAGCGCUUCAACUCGCCCAACUUCCCAAGUCUGUAUCCGAACAACGCAAACUGCCAGUGGCUGAUACUGGGGAACUCAAAGGUUCUGCUGACCUUCACCGCGAUGAACAUCCAGCUCACCACAAACUGCAUGGCCGACUACGUGCAGGUGUACGACGGGAGCAGCACGCUGGCCAAGCCCCUCAGUCCCCGCCUGUGCGGCUACACCACUCCCCCGCCGCUGACCUCGACGGGCCCCAGCGUCCUGGUGGUCUUCCACAGCGAUGCCUCCCUCCAGAACUUGGGUUUCCAGAUCUCCUACAGGUUGCUAUGAUAUACAGAGGGGUCUGCCCAGCCAUCGCCCGACAGCCUUUUGUGAAGUUGGCCCCCGUCAUCCGCCUCUGU
Messenger RNA from Erpetoichthys calabaricus (reedfish), 1214 nucleotides. RefSeq names its product hatching enzyme 1.2-like. The transcript has 10 exons. Bases 10 to 1143 code for a protein of 377 amino acids. Gene Ontology annotation, biological process: proteolysis. The record is from RefSeq and is a predicted model, not a curated record. Lineage: Eukaryota; Metazoa; Chordata; Cladistia; Polypteriformes; Polypteridae. Gene Ontology annotation, molecular function: zinc ion binding; metalloendopeptidase activity.